CCUGACGACCCCCAUAUCCGCCCCCUGAAUAUUUCUUACGUGCUUUCUUGCAUGCGCCCCUUUUCUCUAACAGCGCGCGAUCCCCGUAAUCAUGACUGAUUACUUAUCAUGGAAAGUGACUGAACUGAAGGCGGAACUGAAGCGGCGCGGCAUCGCGCAAACCGGCCUCAGAGUGAAACAGCAAUUUAUUGACAAACUCGUGGAGGAAGAUGCGAGGGCCGAGGAGAAUUCAACGCUGAAUGAAGAGCCCACCGUAACACAGGAUGCUGUUGAGGAGUCGCAACCUGUCGAGGAGAAGCAACCUACGUCGCCUAUCGCGGACGCUGAAGUAGAGUCACACGACCAGAAGACCAAGAAACCAGUGCAGGAACAACAACAGAAUGAAGAAGCCCCGAGCACCGAUAUUGGCGAAGCGCAAGCCGGACAGCAGCCUCUGAAUGUAACACAGAUUGGCGACACGACCACUGAGGAGAAGCAGCAACAAACGCCAGCGUCGGAGCCGGCAGAACAAACAGAAGCUCGGCCUGAACCUGGGACUUCUGCACAUCCGGUUGAGCUGGCUCCCGGAGAUAUGGAAGCGCAGCAACCUACACCUGCGAGAGCAGAGGGCACAGAUCACCCUGAGCAUACUGAAAAGGAAGCACCAGCUGCUCCUCCCCCCUCGGAAUUGAAUACUGGAUUAUCCACACCACUCCCUCCUGAGGAGCUCUUCGAGGACUCUCGAAAACGGAAGCGCCGUAGCCAGAGUCCUGUUCCCACAGCAGAGGCGAUUGCGAACAAGAAGGCGAAGCUUCCAGAAGAAGCCCCUAAGGUUCUCUUGCCUGAGGACACAGGUGCGAUGGACAUUGACGAGCACGCGAAACACGACGAAGCUGCCUCAGUUCCGCAAGAAGCAUUCAAAGAACACGUUGAUGAUAACCAAUCCGAUGAAAAGGCUGACAUGCCUCGUGAUGACUCGCCCCAGCCAGAUAGUUCCGAUACCUCGCGACCAAAGAAGAGCGCUGCACCAAAACAAGACGUUCGCUUUAAAGGCCUUUUUACAGGCGGCGAGUCCGAACAGACCCGCCCUGCGUCUCCCCCUGCUGACACAGUAGCGGAAGAUGUGAACGUUGAGCCAGCUUUGCAUGUCGCGACAACAGCUCUGUACGUGGACGGCCUCAUGCGUCCGCUCCAACCGGCUGCACUUAAAAACCACCUUAUCAAUAUAGCAUCCCCUCCUGGAGCUUCGCCCGAUCCCGACGUGGUUGUCAAUUUCUACUUGGACUCUAUUAAGACGCAUUGCUUUGUCAGUUUCACAAAUAUCACAGCUGCCUCUCGUGCCCGUGCUGCGCUUCAUAACACCGUUUGGCCUAACGAACGCAACCGCAAAACUUUGUUUGUGGACUUUAUCCCUGAGCAUAAACUGCAGGAAUGGGUUGAUAUGGAAGAAAAUUCCCGCCCACGUGGCGGCCCUCCAGUGCGCUGGGAGGUGAAGUACGAUCGAACAGACGAUGGGGUUGAGGCAGUCUUGGAGGAAAUUGAUUUAAAGAAUGCUGGAACUCGUCAACCCCGUGGUUCAGCGGCAAGUGAUUUUUCUCGUCCUCCACCUUUGGGUCCACGAGCGGACAUGGAGAAGCAGGACCGACGUCCCAGUGGUGCCUCCUGGCCGGAGCCCAGCCCUCGACCUGGGCAAGGGUUCAAGCCUCUGGAUGAACUAUUCAAGUCCACUACCGCUAAGCCUAAGCUGUACUAUCUUCCUGCCCCUCGUGACGUGGCGGAUCGACGGCUAGACCGCUUCGACGACCUUUUGCGGAAGGGAUCGUAUCCCCGUCCAGGCGGAGACGAAACUCGCCGGAUUACCUUCGAGGACGGAGACUUAUUCGUGGAUAAUGGCCCUGAAUUCCCCGGUCGGAAUCGGCGACGAGGAGGCCGCGGCCGAGGCCGGGGUGGCUUUGGGGAUUCAUGGAGGGGAGAUAGAAAAGGCCGUUUUUAAGGGUGAUGCAUGCUAUAAUUAAAUAUUUGGGGUUUACUUGAUCGCGCUAUGGUACCAUUUCUUUUUGACCUGGGAUCUUCUCUAGGGUUAUGAUGUGUACAGUAUAUUUGGCCGACAAAACAAAAGCCGGAUGGGGCACUUUAGGGAUGUAUGUAUAUUAAAG
Messenger RNA from Aspergillus alliaceus, 2135 nucleotides. Its product is annotated as SAP domain protein. Gene Ontology annotation, molecular function: nucleic acid binding. Bases 92 to 1972 code for a protein of 626 amino acids. The record is from RefSeq and is a predicted model, not a curated record. Lineage: Eukaryota; Fungi; Ascomycota; Eurotiomycetes; Eurotiales; Aspergillaceae. The transcript has a single exon.